Molecule: messenger RNA, 912 nt
Organism: Phytophthora infestans T30-4
Lineage: Eukaryota; Oomycota; Peronosporomycetes; Peronosporales; Peronosporaceae
Exons: 5
Coding region: 1-912 (303 amino acids)
Source: RefSeq, a predicted model, not a curated record
AUGUUGGGCCAUCGUGACGUCUUCGAAGCGAGUGAGGAGAAACGUCGAUGUCCUGUGCGUCUGCGUCUCACAGCCUCACAACCACAUCAGGUCUCGUCCGUGUGGUAUACGCAACAGCUUCCAGUUCUCCAGGGCUUCGAGACGAGGUUCACUUUUCAAAUCACCGAUCAGUCGAAACGUUGCUUCGAAGUGAAAGAUCAAAACUUUGGACUCCAUGAAUACCGCAGCUGUGCAGGAUCAAAUAUGGGAUUCUCGGGCCUUCAGAAUUCAUUGGCUGUCGAAUUUGAUACGUGGUAUAACGACGAAAACGCUGGAGAAGAUAGCUUCUACGACCAUGUAGCCAUAUACUCCCGUGGCCAGGAUAGUAACAGAGACUCUGAAAGCGCACGGAUAUCUGCGGCUGCUGUACACGACCUCGCAGACGGCAAGGUGCAUGUUGUCAAGAUCCGAUAUUAUCCUGAGCUGAGGUAUAACUACAUGCCAUACUUCUCCGCGACAGAAAAUCUAGCCAAGUUUAUUAAGGAUGUGUCGGAAGGUCGAAGGGUGGGGACUUUACUCGUGUUUAUGGACAAUGGGAUCAACGACGAUAAACCCAUUUUGGCUAUCCCGAUCAACCUGGCGGCAACGCUAAGGUUGGAUUCGGAUGAGGCUUUUGUUGGAUUCACGGCGUCAACUAGCAGCUCGUGGCAGAAACACGAUGUGCUUGGCUGGUAUUACUGCACAGAGCCACCUUGUCUGGACCAGUACGAUGCCGAGAUGACAUUCGACUUCGACUACAACGAGCAGUCGAUGCUUUCCACAGCUUCGUAUAGCAACACUCUUUACCCGAUCUUUAUCUACCCGGACACGGUGUCGUGGUCUAAACGUCAGGCAUAUUUUGCGUCCAACCAGAAGGUCGGACUCGUCUCGUGA